Messenger RNA from Vicia villosa (hairy vetch), 2262 nucleotides. RefSeq names its product putative disease resistance RPP13-like protein 1. The record is from RefSeq and is a predicted model, not a curated record. The coding region runs from base 91 to 2262 and encodes 723 amino acids. The transcript is spliced from 2 exons. Lineage: Eukaryota; Viridiplantae; Streptophyta; Magnoliopsida; Fabales; Fabaceae. Gene Ontology annotation, molecular function: ADP binding; protein binding. Gene Ontology annotation, biological process: defense response to other organism.
GAGGUGCUACCCAUUCACACACAGAGUCUUUGCUCUUUUCUCGUAGCUAACAGAUCUUCAUUUCCUUCAAACUUUUGCUAAUAAUACAACAUGGCUGCAAUAGGAAGUGCUUUCCUCUCUGCAACUGUUCAGACCUUACUUGACAAACUUGCUUCCAAAGAGUUUCUUGAUUACAUCACAAACACCAAGCUCGAUGUCUCACUCUUGAAACAGUUAAGGCUAACACUACUCACUCUUCAACCUGUGCUAGAUGCUGCGGAGGAGAAGCAGAUUAGCACUCCUUCUGUCAAAGACUGGCUUGAUGGCUUGAAAGAUGCUGUCUAUGAUGCUGAAGAUCUGCUUAACCAAAUUAGCUAUGAUUCCCUUCGAUGCAAGAUGGAGAACACGCAACCUGCAAGCAAAACUAAUCAGGUCUGGAACUUCCUUUCUUCUCCUUUUAAAAACAUCUAUGGAGAGAUCAAUUCCCAGAUGAAAGACAUGUGUGAAACCCUCAAACUUUUUGCUGAUAAUAAAGAUAUACUUAGUUUGCAAACUAAAAGUGUCAGAGUUUCUCAUAAAACACCUUCAAAUCCUAUGUUCAAUGAAUCUGUCAUGGUUGGUAGGAAAGAUGACCUAGAGAAAGUAAUAAACAUGUUGCUAUUAGAAAGCAAUACUAAUAUGGGCAUAGUUGCAAUUGUAGGCAUGGGAGGCCUCGGAAAAACAACACUUGCACAACUUGUUUGUAAUGAUGAAAAAGUUCAAAACCACUUUGAUCUCACAGCAUGGGCUUGUGUAUCAGAGGAUUUUGAUAUCCUUAAUGUAACCAAAACUCUCCUUGAAUCUGUCACUAAAACACCAUCAGGAACCGACAAUCUUGAUUUACUUCGAGUUGAGUUAAAGAAAAAUUUAAGGGAUAGGAGAUUUUUUAUUGUGUUGGAUGACUUAUGGAAUGACAGUUGUUCUGAUUGGGAUGAACUUGUAUCUCCGUUGAUUUAUGGAAAAAAUGGAAGCAGGGUGAUCAUCACAACACGCCACAAAAAAGUGGCAGAUGCUGCACGCACAUUUCCUAUUUUUGAGUUAGAUCCUCUAUCAGAAGAAGACAUUUGGUCUUUACUCUCCAAACGUGCAUUUGGAAGUGAUACUGCAUUCAACAACUUUUCUGAAACUAAAUGCCGAAACCUAGAACCAAUUGGCAGGAAGAUUGCAAAAAAGUGUGGUGGAUUGCCAAUAGCUGCGAAAUCACUUGGAGGACUGUUGCGUUCAAAAGUAGAUACUGAAGAGUGGAUUGAAGUUCUGAACAACGACAUAUGGAACUUAAAGGAUGAUAAUAUUCUGCCUGCAUUGCGCCUGAGUUAUCAAUACCUUUCCUCUCAAUUGAAAAGAUGUUUUUCCUAUUGCUCUAUUUUUCCAAAGGACUAUCCACUUGAUAGGAAGCAAUUGGUUUUGUUGUGGAUGGCAGAAGGCUUCCUUGAUCAUUCUCAUGACAAAAAAACUAUGGAAGAAGUAGGUGAUGAGUGUUUUACUGAAUUGUUAUCCAGAUCGUUGAUUCAACAAUUGCAUGAUGAUUCUAGAGGACAUAAAUUUGUCUUGCAUGACCUUGUUAAUGAUUUAGCUACGGUCGUAUCUGAAAAAAGUUGUUACAGACUUGAAUUUGGUGCUAAGAGCUAUGAAAAUGUUCGCCACUUGUCAUAUAAUAAAGAAACAUAUGAUAUUUUUAAGAAGUUUAAGACUUUCGACAAAUUCAAACGCUUGAGAAGCUUCCUUGCCAUUGACUUUGGAUGGUUAGAAUAUAAUUUAUCAAGAAAUACGGUCAAUUAUUUGCUACCCACAUUUGGAAGGUUGCGGGUGUUAUCGUUAUCAAGAUAUAGAAACAUCACCAUGCUACCCGUUACAAUUGGCAACUUAGUGCAGUUGCGCUAUCUAGAUCUCUCUUACACGAAUAUCGCAAGCUUGCCUGACACCAUAUGCAACCUCUACUACUUGCAAACCUUGAUUUUAUCUUGCUGCUCAAAACUCACAGAAUUUCCUAAAAAUGUUGGAAAAUUAAGUAAUUUGCGUCAUCUUUAUAUUGAUAUGACAAGCAUAAUAGAGAUGCCGAAGCAAAUUGCUGAACUAGAAAACCUUCAAACUCUAACUGUUUUUGUAGUUGGCAAGAAAAAUAUUGGUUUAAGUGUUAGAGAGCUUGGGAAGUUUCCUAAGCUACGGGGAAAGUUACUCAUUAAGAACCUGCAAAAUGUCAAUGAUGUCAUGGAGGUAAGUGGUACCAACUUGAAGAGCAAAUAA